This is a messenger RNA of Pistacia vera, 662 nucleotides long. RefSeq names its product 60S ribosomal protein L30. Gene Ontology annotation, molecular function: RNA binding; structural constituent of ribosome. The transcript has 5 exons. Bases 118 to 456 code for a protein of 112 amino acids. The record is from RefSeq and is a predicted model, not a curated record. Gene Ontology annotation, cellular component: cytosolic large ribosomal subunit. Lineage: Eukaryota; Viridiplantae; Streptophyta; Magnoliopsida; Sapindales; Anacardiaceae.
CCUAGUCGUCCCUCCUUUAUAAACAACUUUAUAAAAAAAAUUUCGGUUGUAUACCGAGUGUUGUGGUGAAACGCUCAUCUUCUGCAUUUGCAAAGUAAAGCAACGAAGUAGUACACCAUGGUGGCCGCCAAGAAGACCAAGAAGACUCAUGAGAGCAUCAACAACAGGUUGGCGCUCGUCAUGAAGAGUGGCAAAUACACUUUGGGCUACAAGACGGUCCUGAAAUCCCUUAGAAAUUCCAAAGGUAAGUUGGUCAUCAUUGCCAACAAUUGCCCACCUCUUAGGAAGUCUGAAAUAGAGUAUUACGCUAUGUUGGCGAAGGUUGGAGUUCACCACUACAAUGGCAACAAUGUGGACUUGGGGACUGCAUGUGGAAAAUAUUACAGAGUUUGCUGCCUCAGCAUUAUUGAUGCAGGUGACUCCGAUAUCAUCAAGAGCAUGCCUGGUGAUCACUGAUGAGAAUAGCAAAAUCUUUCUAGGAAUCUUUUUCUCAAAUUUAUAUUAGGUUGUAACCUUUGAUUUUGUUAAUUAGAGCUAUAUGAUCUGGAACUUGGAAGCCUGCUUUAUAACCUUUUUAGAUGGAGACGCAAUUUCAUGUGCUAUGUACUAGAAUGUUUGAGAGUAAGUUUCAUUUUUUUUUUUUAAUAUAUUCUUUGCUAUAA